Molecule: messenger RNA, 345 nt
Organism: Opisthorchis viverrini
Lineage: Eukaryota; Metazoa; Platyhelminthes; Trematoda; Opisthorchiida; Opisthorchiidae
Exons: 2
Source: RefSeq, a predicted model, not a curated record
AUGUCGAUUCUGGUGCUCUGUUGCGUUUAUAACAGCACGCUUGCUCAGGAGCAUGAGAGUGGGCAGAAUUUACGUUUGGCGGCAGCGUGGUUCGGAAAUCCGAUACCAGAGAUCGUUUGGAGGAAAGAUGGUGUCAGAAUCGCCGUGGCCGACGGAUAUUCGUUUGCGAACGAACAAGCCCCGAUGGCGGCCGGCCUUGGCCGAUUUGAGCGACAGGAGCAACCAGAGAGUGGAACUGCAAUUCUCGAGUUUAGCGGCGUACGUCGCGCCAAUGAAGGCAAAUACGAGUUGACCUUGACGAAUUCCCAAGGUAGCGUUACCAGUGCGUGCAACGUGAAAGUUACU